Abrus precatorius (Indian licorice) is the source of this 1221-nucleotide messenger RNA. Its product is annotated as protein RRP6-like 2. Bases 1 to 1221 code for a protein of 406 amino acids. NCBI's taxonomy places the organism in Eukaryota, Viridiplantae, Streptophyta, Magnoliopsida, Fabales, Fabaceae. Gene Ontology annotation, cellular component: nuclear exosome (RNase complex); nucleolus. The record is from RefSeq and is a predicted model, not a curated record. Gene Ontology annotation, molecular function: nucleic acid binding; nucleotide binding; 3'-5'-RNA exonuclease activity. The transcript has 11 exons. Gene Ontology annotation, biological process: histone mRNA catabolic process; nuclear polyadenylation-dependent antisense transcript catabolic process; nuclear polyadenylation-dependent CUT catabolic process.
AUGACUUUGAUGAAAUCAAAAGUACCUUUUCACGUCUCAACAAUUCAGAAACCUCAACAUGAAUAUAAAAUGAGGCUUAACAACAUGAAGCAACAAUUUGAUCAUGUUUGGUUAGAAUGGAGUGAUCAAGAGAAGCGAUUUAUUCAUCCACUGGAAUACCUCUCAGUUUGCAAUUUUGUUGACACAAAUCUUAAUGACAUUGUGCCAAUCAAGCCUGCUUCAAUAGAAAGUACCUCUUUCAAGUUUGUCGACACGGUUAAAGAUUUGAAAGAAUUAGCUACUAAGUUACACCACGUGGAUGAAUUUGCUGUUGAUCUGGAACAUAAUCAAUACCGGUCUUACCAAGGUUUGACUUGUCUAAUGCAAAUAUCAACAAGGACAGAAGAUUUUAUUGUUGAUACUUUCAAACUUCGCAUUUAUAUUGGAGCUUAUUUGAGAGAUGUUUUUAAGGAUCCCACAAUAAAGAAGGUUAUGCAUGGUGCGAAUCGUGACGUUGAGUGGCUUCAAAGAGACUUUAGCAUUUACAUUUGUAAUUUGUUUGACACUCAUCAGGCUUCAAAGAUCUUAAAAUUGGAAAGAAAGAGUUUGGAGUAUCUUCUAAGUCAUUAUUGCGAAGUCACUGCAAACAAAGAAUAUCAAACGGCAGAUUGGAGAUUACGUCCGAUUCCUGAUGAGAUGUUAAGAUAUGCCAGAGAAGAUACACAUUAUUUGCUAUACAUAUAUGAUUUAAUGAGAAUUGAGUUAUUUGCCUUGCCUAAAGAGCCUGAAAGCAUUGAUACACCUUUAAUGGAGGUCUACAAGCAAAGUUAUGACGUUUGCAUGCAUCUAUACGAGAAAGAAGUUCUAACAGAGAAUUCUUACCUUCAUCUUUAUGGGUUGCAAGAGGCUAAUUUUAAUGCUAAACAACUUGCCAUUGUGUCGGCUCUAUUUGAAUGGCGUGACUUUAUUGCACGUCUAAAAGAUGAGAGUACGGGAUAUAUACUACCAAAUAAACUUGUUCUUAAAAUUGCUAAGCAUAUGCCAAUCACUACAAGCAAGUUAUCCAUGUUGUUGAAGUCAAACUACCCUUAUCUUGACAACAAUCUUGAUGUCAUCGUCAACUUAAUUUGUUAUGCUAUUGAAAAUGCUGCUGCAUUUGAAGAAGUUGCUAGUCUAUUGAAAGAAGGAGCUGAUAUUGCUUCCAUUAAAGAAGUAACUCAACACUUGAACAAUGAGAUAUAG